Messenger RNA from Phoenix dactylifera (date palm), 1083 nucleotides. The record is from RefSeq and is a predicted model, not a curated record. Lineage: Eukaryota; Viridiplantae; Streptophyta; Magnoliopsida; Arecales; Arecaceae.
CCAAACAUAAGAUAAUAUUUUAUUCAUGGUUUUGAUUCAUGCAAAUAUGAUAUGUUCCCAUUAUCUCAGGAAGUGAUUCAAGAAUUAGGAGUCUAUGUGCUAUCAUUUGAUAGAGCUGGCUAUGGGGAGAGUGAUCCAAAUCCAAAGCAGUCAGAGAAAAGCACAGCUCUGGAUAUUGAAGAACUUGCUGACCAGUUGGCGGUAGGAUCCAAGUUCUAUGUGAUUGGAUAUUCGAUUGGAGGAGAGAUUAUCUGGGCAUGUCUGAAAUACAUACCUCACAGGCUUAUGGGAGCAGCUAUAGUCGCUCCAUUUUCUAACUACUGGUGGCCUGGUCUUCCUGUCAACACAUCAAAAGAGGCUUAUGAUCAACAACUUUUACAAGACAAGUGGGCAGUCCGAGUUGCUCAUUAUGCCCCUUGGUUAGUAUACUGGUGGAACACCCAAAAAUGGUUUCCUGCUUCAAGUGUUGUAGGUCAACGAUCUGAUGUUGUCUCUACACAAGACAAGGAGCUCUUACCCAAAUUAGAAUCUAGAGAUCGCUAUCUGGCACAAGUAAGACAACAAGGAGAAUUUGAGUCAGUCCAUCGUGACAUUAUAAUUGGUUUUGGGAACUGGGAAUUUGAUCCUUUAGACCUCGAGAACCCAUUUCCAAAUGAGGGUUCGGUCCACUUGUGGCAGGGUGCCAAGGAUAUGAUCGUGCCAGUUACACUGGCACGUUGCAUCAGCCAAAAGCUUCCUUGGGUUCGCUACCAUGAGCUUCCAGAUUCUGGCCACAUGUUCGCAUUUGCUGUUGGUAUGGGCGAUUCUAUUGUGAAAACACUUCUGCUCGGAGAUCAGUAGCUGCAAGCCUGCUGUGACUGGCUGGCCUGGCCUGGCCUAUUGUUCUUGUAAGUCUCUGUACUUGACGUCUCGGUUGUGGUUUUUGUAUUUUGAUUCCCCUUUGAUACUAAUCAAGCAUGUUGUUCCAAUGAGCUAUACUAGCAUUUGCAUGAAUUGUUCUCUUGAUGAGAUUUGUAAGCUAAAAUGGAAAUAUGCAAUUUUGGGGUGAUAACAUAUUGAGAUGAAGCUGGGUUAAUGUGACAA